Messenger RNA from Cynocephalus volans (Philippine flying lemur), 936 nucleotides. RefSeq names its product olfactory receptor 52P1-like. Lineage: Eukaryota; Metazoa; Chordata; Mammalia; Dermoptera; Cynocephalidae. Gene Ontology annotation, molecular function: G protein-coupled receptor activity; olfactory receptor activity. The record is from RefSeq and is a predicted model, not a curated record. The transcript has a single exon. Gene Ontology annotation, biological process: G protein-coupled receptor signaling pathway. Gene Ontology annotation, cellular component: plasma membrane. The coding region runs from base 1 to 936 and encodes 311 amino acids.
AUGCUGAUCUUCAACCAUUCCAGCUUCAUGAUCUUCACUCUGAUGGGUGUACCUGGCUUAGAGUCACAGCACUUGUGGCUCUCUCUUCCUUUCUCCUCCAUGUUUUUGGCUAUUCUCAUUAGCAAUAGUGCUAUCCUCUUCCUGGUGGCCACAGAGCCUACACUUCAUACACCAAUGUACCUACUCCUGGCCCUGCUGAUGUUGGCUGACCUCAUAUCCACUCUGGCUCUGGUGCCCAAGCUUCUCUGCCUCUUCUGGUUCAAUGAUAGGGACAUAGCUGUCAAUGCCUGUUUCACUCAGAUGUUUUUCAUACAUGGAGCAUCCGUGGUGCGAUCAUCCCUACUAGUUGCAAUGGCCUUUGACCGCUUUGUGGCUGUGUGUAAGCCAUUACGCUAUAACACAAUUCUGAGCCAUUCCCUAGUUGGACGCCUGGGGCUGGUGGCUCUAGCCAAGGGUAUGCUUCUUAUCCUGCCCAUGCCUCUUCUGCUUCAAAGGUUAACCUUCUGCCACACGGUCAUUCCUCACACCUACUGUGACCACAUGGCCUUGGUGAAAAUGGCUUGUAACCACACCAGACCCAAUCGUAUCUAUGGGCUCUUUGUGAUCCUUCUUGUGGUGGGACUUGAUCUGCUGCUCAUUGGCUUCUCUUAUGCCCUCAUCCUGCGGGCUGUGAUACACCUCAACUCUAGAAAUGCCACCUGCAAAGCCCUCAACACCUGCUCAGCCCACCUCUUUGUCAUCCUUGUCACUUACGUACCUGCACUCUUUUCCUCUAUCACUCACCGCAUUGGUCGCAACAUCCCAACUCAUGCCCAUAUUCUCCUUUCCAAUAUCUACCUUCUCCUACCCUCAAUGCUCAACCCCAUCAUCUAUGGCAUAAAGACGAAGGAAAUACAAGACAAGGUGGCCAAGUGCCUGGGCAGAGGAGCUGCAUAG